This is a messenger RNA of Gorilla gorilla gorilla (western lowland gorilla), 1835 nucleotides long. RefSeq names its product large ribosomal subunit protein uL16-like. The coding region runs from base 105 to 500 and encodes 131 amino acids. Gene Ontology annotation, molecular function: structural constituent of ribosome. The transcript has a single exon. Lineage: Eukaryota; Metazoa; Chordata; Mammalia; Primates; Hominidae. Gene Ontology annotation, biological process: translation. The record is from RefSeq and is a predicted model, not a curated record. Gene Ontology annotation, cellular component: ribosome.
UCUGCAGCCAAUUAAGCCAACUGGGUUCCUUUCCUCACGGGGGCCCAUUGUGCAAUGGCUGCAAACAGCAGCUUUCUUGGUAGUGUGUGCAGCCUGUUUGUUGUAUGGGUUGCUUUAAGGGACCAUGGAAACAGGCCUUUCAGAUGUAUGUUUAUGUUUCUGACCUUGCGCUACCCCAGUGCAGGCUCCAAACAGGCAUGCGAGGUGCCUUUGGAAAGCCCCAGGGCACUGUGACCAGGGUUCACACUGGCCAAGUUAUCAUGUCCAUCCACACCAAGCUGCAGAACAAGGAGCAUGUAAUUGAGGCCCUGCGCAGGGCCAGGUUCAAGUUUUCUGGCCACCAGAAGAUCUGCAUCUCAAAGAAGUGGGGCUUCACCAAGUUCAAUGUUGAUGAAUUUGAAGACAUGGUGGCUGAGAAGCAGCUCAUCCCUGAUGGCUGUGGGGUCAAGUACAUCCCCAGUCGUGGCCCUCUGGACAAGUGGCGGGCCCUGCACUCAUGAGGGCUUCCACUGUGCUGCCCCCUCUUAAUACUCACCAAUAAAUUCUACUUCCUGUCCAAAAAAAAAAAAAAAAGAUGCUCCAGAUCAGUUGUUUAGAAUGGUGCUCGGUGCAUAGUAAGCAGUCAAUAAAUGAUUGCUGUGAGUGUGCUGAAAUAUGGAUAUGAACAAAUAUUCCAGGAUCACAGAGGAAAUGGCAUUCCAAUGUGCUGACGAUGUGGAUGAGAACUUCCCUCAAGAGGAGACAUUUGAGCUGAAUUUGAAGAUAAGCUCAUCAGUGAACCCAGGGGCAAGGGAAAGGGGAUGUGUAAAGGUCCCAAGGCAACAGGGAGAGAACAUUGUAGGAACUGUGAGAAGUUUCAAGUGGCUGGCAACAAAGGAACAUGAACAGAAAGAGCAGACUGUAGAGGAAGAGAUGGGUCAGAUCACCAGGGUCCUGGGACUUUAUCUGGGAGGCCCCAGGGAGCCACUGAAAACUUUUAACUGAGAAGUGUCAUGCCCAGAUAGUCUUCCUCCCAGAAAGAUCAUUUAACAUGGUGGCACAAGCUUAGAUCAGAAAAAAGACAGAGAGAUCAAGAAUGGAAGACCACUCUGUGAAUCAAAUGAGAGAUGCAGAGCUAGCAUGCUCCAAGAGAUGAUACAGCACUGAUCUGGAAAUGGGCCUCCCUGCAUUUUAUUCAAAGCUUUGCUGCAGAUCUGCCAUUUGAAUUGGAUGCCCUUAGAUGGACCUCAGUUUUCCCACCUAUCAAAUGAGAACCAAUGAUCUCAGAAGCAUCAUCCAUCACCUACAUCCUACAUCCUUGAAUAGGGAGGGUAAUGUCUGAGGUAAGGAAAUGGCAAAACCAGGGGAUUGGGGGUAAAGUAAGUCCCUAAACACCAACUUUCAGCAGCCUGAAAUGACAGAUCUGCAGUGGGGUCUGAAUGACAGAUCUGCAGUGGGGUCUUUCAGAAUCAGGCAGAAAGGCCCUGCCUUUGCCUUUAGGCCCAGCAGUCCUGGAGUGCAGCAAGCAUAGGAGAGAAACAGGCAUAGGAGGGAAGCCCUCAUGUCCUUACAUGACACUUUUAUUUAUCAAAGUUAACAGAAGAGAUGGGGUCAAGGAAGAGGUGCAAGAAGGAGAAGCAACCAAGAAGAGGAAGAAGAGAGACUUCCUUUUAGGAGCCAGAAGAAUAUUGCUAAUCCCUUCCCUAGUGUUGCAAAUGAUGGGGUCUCCUAUUAGGAUGGUGUCAUCCUAAGUAAUCCAUUUUACCUCUUGGAGACUGGUUCACCAUGUGGGAGAUGGAAAUGGCAACAAGCUGGGUUACUUAUCUCAAGAUGACUAUAUAUAGAAGAUAUGUGGA